Molecule: messenger RNA, 1564 nt
Organism: Oppia nitens
Lineage: Eukaryota; Metazoa; Arthropoda; Arachnida; Sarcoptiformes; Oppiidae
Exons: 5
Coding region: 80-1564 (494 amino acids)
Biological process (GO): sodium ion transmembrane transport
Cellular component (GO): membrane
Molecular function (GO): ligand-gated sodium channel activity
Source: RefSeq, a predicted model, not a curated record
GUAUUUUAAUUCAAAUUAUAACAAGUUAUUAAAUUAUUAUAAUAAACAUAAUUAUUAAAAACUUGGUGUUAAUUAUUCAAUGGGUUGUAGAAAAAACUUUCGCAUAUUAUUAAAAGUUAUUAUAUCAGUGGCUUGUCUUACAAUAUGCUCGUAUCAGAUCUAUAUCGUCGGUAUACUAUAUCUAUCAUAUCCCACAACAAUUGACUUAAGAGUCAGUAAGUCAUUGAAUGUCCAUUUACCUGGUAUUACCAUUUGCACGGAAAUUUCAACCACGAUAUUACCGGAAAAAAUUGUUGAAAUACAGCCUACACUUUAUUCAGUACUUCAUGGUAAAAGUCAAAGACAGGUAUCGUAUUUGUUGAGAAAGAAGGCAUUCCGUCAACUAUUAGAAGAGCCAUUGAGGACAUUACCCAUUCAUUUACAACAUCAGUACACAAUAAAUGCUAACAACUUCUUUGACAAGUGUGAAGUGCCAACACCUGUAGGUUAUCAAAAGGGGUUUACUUAUAGCAACACAAAAAUCAAUUGCAGUGCUAUUUCAAAGAUAGUCGAAACCAUCUCUUAUGAUACCAAAUGUUAUACACUUUUCUAUAAUAAUGUGGAAAAUUAUGAUCAAAAUAAAUAUAAAAUAAAGAGAGAUAUGGCCGCUAAUCUCAAAUAUUUAGCUUGGAUUAGACUUAAUAGGGAUUACAUACUAAAUGGUCUAAUUUUUAUUCAUUCACCAAAAGAAUUACAUCAAUAUUCUGUCGGCAAUAAUGUAAUGCAAAUAAAUCCAAAUACCGAGCAAUUUGUGGGAAUUAGUUUCACUCGUCAGACAACAUCACUACUACCGCAUCCGUAUGCAACUCAAUGCAAGAAUUAUAGUCUCGAAGGGUUUACAUCACGAGAUCACUGUUUAGCUGAUUGCAAAGUCACUGAAUAUACCAGAGCUGAUGGAUGGCCGGGAGAUAUCUUUGCCACCAAUAAUAUUACAUAUACUUUCUCUAAUCUUUGGAUUAAUAAGAAGAGUCCUUCGGGUCAUCUCGAAGAAGGUCUUUCAGUGGAUGAGUUAUGCAGGAAAAAGUGCGGUGACUUUGAAGACUGUUAUAAUAUAUUUUAUGAAGUGAAGGCAUUGCGAAUAAUGGAAAGGGAUGAAGACGAUUACGAACAAAAUGAUUGGAUCACUAUUGGUAUUCUUCCUCCGAAGUCAGUCGACAUGACUUUAGUACAUCAACCCAAAUAUGAAACCGUGGAACUGGCGAUAUACAUCGGAGGACUAAUUAGUUUAUAUUUAGGAGUUAGUGUUGUCUCAGUGAUUGUCGCUAUCUUUGCAUUCAUUACAUUCACAGCCAAACCAUUUAGUCGUAAAAAGAAGUACACGACUAAUGUCAAGACAAAAGAUUAUAAAAAUGGUAUUCAAACAAAUGGCUUAAGUCAUCAAAAUAGUCAACCGGUAAAUAAUACCGGAGCUGAUUGUGACACUCAUUUAGUUGAUGAACACCAGUCGACAACUGUUGCCAUUCCUGAAGCACAACAAACACCCAGAGCUAGACUGCCGGGAAUUUUACAUUUUAUGUCACCAUGA